Messenger RNA from Penicillium malachiteum, 1392 nucleotides. Its product is annotated as putative guanine deaminase. Lineage: Eukaryota; Fungi; Ascomycota; Eurotiomycetes; Eurotiales; Aspergillaceae. The transcript has a single exon. Gene Ontology annotation, biological process: guanine metabolic process. The coding region runs from base 1 to 1392 and encodes 463 amino acids. The record is from RefSeq and is a predicted model, not a curated record. Gene Ontology annotation, cellular component: cytosol. Gene Ontology annotation, molecular function: zinc ion binding; guanine deaminase activity.
AUGGAGGAAAUGAAACAUAAUUCCACUCAAAUACCCGGUCUACCCUUGGCCUUCCAUGGGACUGUGAUUCACUCCAAAAAGCUCGACAAGCUCGAGAUACUGGAAAACUGCUUUCUGCUCGUGAACAACUCCGGUCAAAUCCAGGCUUUACAGGCUGAUGUUGAUCCCGACCAGAUCAAUUCUAUGAUUUCAGCUCUUGGUUAUGCCCCUGAUGUGUUUCCCGUGAAGUACCUGCAGCGGGGCCAGUUCCUUUGCCCAGGAUUCGUGGAUACUCAUAACCAUGCCCCUCAAUUCGCUCAACGCGGCGUUGGCCGCGGAAUAUCGUUAAUGGAUUGGCUAAAUGAAGUCACUUUUGCACAUGAGGCUAAAUUCGCUGACAUUGAAUACGCCAAAACCAUGUAUGCUCGGUGCGUUACUGGGUUCCUUCAACAGGGUAUCACAACGGCCUCUUACUAUGCAUCCCUGCAUGGCCUAGCAACGAAAAUACUAGCGGAUAUAUGUCUUGAUAAAGGUCAACGUGCACUCGUUGGCAAAUGCAAUAUGAAUAGAAAUUCGCCUGAUUGGUAUAGGGAUUCCUCGGUCCAGGAAUCUCUUCACCAAACUCGGGAAGUGAUUCAACAUAUCCAGCAGAUCGACCCAGAAAGCAAACUUGUCCAACCGGUCAUUACACCCAGAUUUGCAAUUUCAUGCGAGUCGGAGCUUCUGCAAGGCUUGGGAGUCAUCGCGGAAGAACAUCCCGAACUACCGAUUCAAACGCAUUUUAACGAAGCCCGACAAGAGAUCGACUUCACGCUGCAACUCUUUCCUGAAUACCGCACUGAGACUGAACUCUAUAAGAGUUUCGGUCUGUUGAACGACCGCUCAAUUCUGGCCCAUUGCAUCUACUUGAAAGAUGAGGAGAUUGAGGAGAUUCGACAACUUCGUUGUGGUGUGGCGCAUUGUCCGAUCUCAAAUACUACCAUGGACGCAUUCAUGGUAGCACCGAUUCGCGAAUAUUUGAGACACGGUAUCAAGGUGGGCUUGGGAACGGAUUCCGGUGGUGGUCAUUCUGCCUCCAUGUUGGAGAUUAUGCGGCAGGCGUUUGUCGUUUCGAUUGCACGGCAAGAGGCGACUAAGGGCCAAGAUCAAGCUUUAUCAUUAGCUGAGGGAUUUUACCUUGCUACUCUUGGUGGAGCUCAAGUAUGCGGGCUGGAUGCCAAAGUCGGAAAUUUUGCUACAGGCAAGGAGUUUGAUGCCCUUGAGAUUCAUACUAUUGAAAUUGAGGGACGAGGAGUCAUGACACCUGUGGAGGAGGAAGAUACGAUCCCCGUGAUCUUUGAAAAGUGGGUUAUGACAGGGGAUGACAGGAAUAUUGCAAAGGUCUAUGUCAGGGGCCGCUCAGUCAAAGCUUGA